AUGUUAAUAUUGGCCAUUAUUUUACUAUGGGCCGGUCAAUUCGCUGCCAUACCGGUCGAUAAUGCAGUUGUUGGUGAACCCACUGUUGCUUGUGGUCCUCAUGCCAUCGAAGUCACUUUCCAAACACAGUAAGUGUAUUCUUACGUAUUAAUUUUGUAUGUAUUCGUACUUUACUAAAAAUUAGAAUGGCAGAAAAGUCGUCGUUUACCAUUGUUUUGAACUUCUUUACAACAGCUAAAAUGAAUUUUAUUGUAUAAUUUGUCACCCGUAGGCUGCAAAGCACAAAAUGUGUUUAUUUUGAAUAGAAGUUGCAAGAAGUUUCUUUACAAAUGAAAAAAUGCAAAAAACUUUCCUUACAAAGCCUAAAAUGGCAAAAACUUUCUUUCCAAACCAUAAACUGACAAGAGCUUUCUUUCCAAACCAUAAACUGGCAAUAACUUUCUUUCCACAUUCUGUCUGACCGCAAAACGUCAUUCAAAGACCACGAAAGCCCGAAGGUACCUCUUGGUCUUAACCACAGAUAAUGAACGAUAUGAUAAUCGGUCGGUCGAUUGCGGGUUUCACGAAAGGUCUGCCCAGGUCAAUCUAGUGUAAAUGACAAGAUUAUUAAGCCAACAAAAAUUCGGCUAAGGUCAUCUGAUUGGGGCUGGAAAGAAAGUUAUUGAAGUUUUUAAAAAAGUUUAAUGAUUGCACCGUGCAAAGGAGCUAAAUUGUGAGAACUUUGUUUACAAAUCUUAAAACGGAAAAAACGUUCUUUACAGGUCUUAAACUAGCAACAGCUUUCUUUACAAGACAUAAAAUGGCAAGAACUUUCUUUACAAACUAAAAAAUAGCAAGAACUUUCCUUACAAGUCACGAAACUGCAAGAAACCAACAGAUAUUCGAAGACCCCAGUUACCUGAAGUCACUUCCAAAAAUUGGCCAACUAUUUAUUCAGCCGCCCCUGACGCUGGCAUUGUAUGAUAACUGGGGUCUUCAUCGGAUGGGCGGUCCAUGCUUAACCGUCUGUAAUUGAAUUCGAGUCUUCUUUUUGGCAGUUGCUUUUUGAUUGGGUUCCCGUUUGAAAAUAUAAAAAAGGCUUUUUUUCAGUUUUUCAACAUAGAAAACGCAAAAAAGAGCGUAAUCCAAUCGAAAGACAAGUGUCAGAAAAGGGAUCCGUUCAGUGUUGGGCACAGAGCAGUUCUAGGGCAGGUUAGGGUAGAAGGGCCGAGGGUGCUUCGGGCCGGGCUUCUAAAUUUCUCUGCCCGGCCCGGUCCGCUUGGAUCGCACUUUUAUAAAUUAAUUUUCUAUUGUAAAUAAAUAUAAAUCACGCGUUACACCGCGAAAUAUUUGAAUGCUAAACUGUUUGGCAUUGCAUUUUAGGCUGUUUUUACUAGGCGUGAGAAACGGUCCUAGGCCCGGCUCUAAGUUCGGGUCGGGCCGGCCUUGAGCUAUAAUUGAAAAUUGGGCCCGGGCUUGAAAAAAUAUUUUUUUAAUUUUUCUUCUCUCUUUCUCUAACCUCAAUAGUUGUGUCCUUAUUAAUUACGCAUGGUAAAAAUACAGAGUAAAGUCCUCGUUCUGUUUUGUCCAAACACUGACCAAACUUCAGACUUGGACUUUGGGCUUACGAAACUUUAAAAUCUUAUAUCAUUUGCCAGUUUUUUAGGUUAAACUUAUAUAUUAUAUAAAUCAGCCCAUAAAUUUUUGACUAUUGUGAUAUCAGCCCAAUCUUUCGACCAAGCAUUUCAAAAUUAGUAUUGUUCAGCCACACAAAAGGCUGAUUAGAGCUAUGUUUUUUCUCUCUUUCUCUGACUAAAAACGGUUCUCUUAUGUUUAUUGACCUAAUAUAAUAAUACACUAUUUCUCAUAUUAAAGAAACGUAUUUUAGAAAUCCUUUCCACGGCCGUCUGUACGUAAAAGGUCGGUCAUCAGACGGAGACUGUAGUAAUGAACAAAUUGGUCGAACCUUUACUGGAAUUACUCUGCCCUUCGAAGGCUGUAACGUUCAGAGGUUACGGUCGUUGUAAGUUUUUACUAUUUUUAAAUCUUUUUGUAUAUUUAUUAUGAUACUAAAUAAAUAGUACUAAUCGGUACUUUCAGAAACCCAAAAGGUAUCUUUGCCUCGACAACAGUGGUUAUAUCAUUCCAUCCUAUCGUAAGUUUACCUACCUUACCCUACUCUACCCUACCCUACCCCUUUGCCAUACCCUGACUUUUUGCCAUACGCUAUCCUUUAGUUCUGCCUCUUAGCCCUACCUCUUUCUACCUUAUACUGCCCUAAAACAUGCCAUAAAUUAUCUUACAGCAUGCCCUACUAUGUCUAUAAAAUGCCCUACCCUACUCUAAGCCUUGCUCUUGAAAGCCUUUCUUUACCCCUUAAAGAUGCCCUGCCAUAGCCUAAAAUCAGUACUGUCUAUAUUUCAGUUCGUGACCAAAGUGGACCGAGUUUACCACAUUCAAUGUUUCUACAUGGAAGCCGAGAAGACCGUGAGUCAAGAAGUGGAGGUCAGUGACAUCACCACCGCCCUAGCCACUCACCUACUACCCAUGCCCAUCUGUCGCUACGAUGUCCUCGACGGUUCACCCACGGCGGCUCCAGUCCAGUUCGCUGUAGUAGGACAACAGGUGUACCACAAGUGGACUUGUGACACUGAGACCACUGAUACUUUCUGUAUGGUCGUUCAUACCUGUUUUGUGGAUGAUGGUGCAGGUGACAAAGUAGACUUACUCGACGAAAAUGGCUGUGCCAGAGACAAGUUCUUGCUGAACAACCUGGAAUACCCUGAGGACUUGAGUGCUGGCCAAGAAGCUCAUGUGUUCAAGUACGCGGACAGGGCGCAGCUCUUCUUCCAAUGCCAGAUCGCGUUGAGUUUGAAGGAUGGAGCUACGGAAUGCCCAAGGCCGGAGUGUGCGGAGCCUGGCAAUCGGGUGCGAAGGCAUGUCAAAUCGUAAGUUUUUGAGAAUUUUUAAUAGAGAGGGGGGGGUUAGUAAGGGUAAGGUAGGUUUUUGAAGUUUGAGGGUAGUGCUUUGAAGGGUGGGGUAGAUUUUUUAAAGAGGGGGUUAGUUUUUCAAUUUUUUAGGUAGAUUUUCGAAAAUUUUUUAAAACUUUUCAAUGUUACGGGCUAAGGGUAAAAUUAUGUUAAGGGAGGGUAAGGUAGAUUUUUGAAUAUUGAGGGCAGAUUUUUUAUCAGCCCAAUCUUUCGACCAAGCAUUCCAAAAUUUACAUUGUUCAGCCACACAAAAGUGAGCUGAAACAGUUACCAACCUUAAUUUGGAACUGAUAGUUCGAAGAGACAGGAUUUGAUUGUUUAGGUAUACAAGAGCUUAUUUUCCUUUUGAUUGGGUCCGCGCUGAUGAGAAAGAGAGUACGUUUUCUCUCUUUCUUUAACCUGCUCUAUCAUUAACUACCCAAUUCUUACAAAACUUGCUCUACGCUUAAAAAUCAAAAAUCUCUCCUACCUUUAAAAAUGUAUUCAACCCUUAAAGAUCUGCCAUAUUCUCAAAAUACCCUCCCUUUUUAAAGAUACUCUUAAAAAUCUUUCCUACUUUUUAAAAAUUUGUCCUAUCUUUUGAAAAUAUACCAUACCCUUUAAAAAUUAUUGUUUAAAAAUUUACCCUACCCUUACAAAAAACUUUCCUGUCUUAAAAAAAGACUUGGAAUUUAUGAAAAGCAGGCUUUUAGUUAGAGAAAGAGAGAAAAAGCUUAUUCUCAUAAGGAAAACCCAAUCAAAAAACAACUGAGCGCGUCUAUACAUAAACAAUCAAAUCUUAUCCCUUCGAACUCUCAGUUCCUAAUUAAGGUUGGUAACUGUUUCAGCUCACUUCAGUGUGGCUGAACAAUAUUAAUUUUGGAAGGCUUGGUCUAAAGACUCGGCUCAUAUUACAAAGGUUUUGUUUAAAACUUUCUUUCUACUUCAAAACCCUCAAUUUCAGCCCCGAAAUCGAUAUUUUGAACUCGAUUGACGUCGCUUCAAAGGAGAUUUUCGUUUUUGACGCAGAUCUUGUACCAAAUGUACCAGAAGCAUCAAAUCAGUACUGUUUUGACAAACCACAAUCCAUAGCGUUCAUAGUCAUGAUCACCUUACUAGUACUACUAUGUUUCGCCAUGGUUGUGGUCGUUAAUCGGCAAAAAUGA
Molecule: messenger RNA, 4114 nt
Organism: Bursaphelenchus okinawaensis
Lineage: Eukaryota; Metazoa; Nematoda; Chromadorea; Rhabditida; Aphelenchoididae
Source: the annotation of a GenBank genome assembly